Molecule: messenger RNA, 2669 nt
Organism: Gossypium arboreum
Lineage: Eukaryota; Viridiplantae; Streptophyta; Magnoliopsida; Malvales; Malvaceae
Product: phospholipase A1 PLIP1, chloroplastic-like
Exons: 6
Coding region: 368-2458 (696 amino acids)
Biological process (GO): lipid metabolic process
Molecular function (GO): glycerophospholipid phospholipase A1 activity
Source: RefSeq, a predicted model, not a curated record
GCAAAACCAGCUCUGGCUCUCCCGACAAGAAAUAGUUUAUUUUUUCCAAAACAUAUGUAAUAUAACAUCAAUCUUUCAGAACAAAAUCCGCUGUAAAAUGUUCCCAUAUUUCAGUUUCAAGUUUCUUGCCCGAGUUCAGCUGCCAACACAUAUGGACCUCCAUUUUUGAAUGCAUUCUAAAAAGCUUUAAAGUUUUCACUUUUCUCUUUUACCUCUUGCAUCGGUCCGAUUUCUCCACACGCAUUGUGGUUUGUGGCCUCGUCUCCUCUGUCGAGAGAUACGUGGUUUCCGUCAAAGGUGAACAAAGGCCACUAUAAACCUACAGUUUACCGGCAUUAGUUGUACGUCAAACAUCUCCUACCAAGCUAUGGCCUGCACAUCAAUGGUUGUCCCUACCUCUCACGCUACUGCAGUGGCCAAAAAAGAUGGAUGUAAAGAAGAGAUUGAUGGGCUCCGUCGAUCAAAUUCGGGCGUUAAUCUUCAUAAGCGAGUUGGCAUUCAAAGGUCUUAUUCGGAUAACCACCUUUGUUACUAUACCAAUAGGAUAGUUGCUGCGUCAACAAAAUCAACCCUCAAGACUAGCCGUUCUUUCGGAAUUCUCCCACCGUUACCAUUUCGAAUAUCUGGUUCCAUGAUCCCAAACUCCGUUAGAUCAUUUUUGUUCGAUCCGGAGACGAGUAAGGAUUUGAGUGGGGUGGGAAAGGAUGUGAAUGUUAUUGAUGGGAACUCGAAGGGAAACGAUGAUGAAGAGAAGGAAAUAAAGAGAGCGAAUUGGUUGAAUAGGUUGCUGGAGAUUCAAAGUAGCUUUAAACAUAAACAAGUAGAAGAGGGUGUGGAAGGAGCUGGAAUAUAUGAUGAGAAUGAAAAUGGAGAUGAUGGUGGCUGUGAAGUGAACUACGAUUCUGAAGAUGAAGGCGGUGAAGUGAAAUAUGACCGUGAUUCUUUCUCCAAAUUAUUGGUUCACGUGCCAUGGUCUGAUACCAAGGUGAUUUCUCAGCUGGCCUUCUUGUGCAACAUGGCUUAUGUGAUACCGUCAAUUAAGGAAAAGGAUUUAAGAAAAUAUUAUGGUCUACGGUUCGUAACAUCGUCCCUAGAAAAGAAAGCAAAAGCAGCUAAAAUCAAAGCAAAAUUGGACCAGGAUUCUACUCGUGUACCUAUCGCUGAAACUUCUGAAUCCGAGUCAAAGAAAGUUGAGAGUAAAGAAUGGAAGCACCCAAUCCGCAUAUCUGUUGUGUAUGAGAUUGCUGCUUCAGCUGCAUGCUAUGUUCAGUCACAGGCAAAGGGCCUUUUGUCCCCUGGCUCUAAGUCACAGGAGGAGGAGGAUGACAUGAAUUCGUGUAGAAUUUCAGAGCAGCCAGAAAUUGAGGGAGAGAAUUCACCUCCUCGAGUAUAUAACUCAGAGGUGGCUGCUCUCAUGGCGGCAGAAGCAAUGACCGCUGUGGUUAGAGCCGGGGAAAAGGAAAAGCAAGAGACAGCAAAGGAUCUACAGUCAUUACACUCAUCGCCUUGCGAAUGGUUUGUUUGUGACGACUUAAACACAUACACCCGCUGUUUUGUAAUUCAGGGGUCAGACUCUCUAGCGUCAUGGCAGGCGAACCUUUUAUUUGAGCCUACUGAAUUUGAGGGAACUGGUGUGCUAGUUCAUAGAGGAAUUUAUGAAGCUGCAAAGGGGAUAUAUGAACAAUUCAUUCCAGAAAUUAUGGACCAUCUGAAGAGGCAUGGACACCGUGCGAAGCUUCAAUUUACCGGUCACUCUCUUGGGGGUAGUCUUUCUCUUUUAGUUAACUUGAUGUUGUUGGCUAGGAAGGUUGUCAAGCCAUCUGCUCUUCGACCUGUUGUCACUUUUGGUUCACCGUUUGUGUUUUGUGGGGGCCAAAGGAUUCUAGAUGAACUGGGGCUAGAUGACAACCAUGUUCAUUGUGUAAUGAUGCACCGAGACAUUGUCCCUAGAGCCUUUUCCUGCAAGUAUCCGAACCAUGUGGCGGUCGUCCUCAAGCGUUUGCCUGGUUCCCUCCGGUCUCACCCCUGUUUGCUUAAAAAUAAACUUUUGUAUACUCCACUUGGGAAACAAUUCAUUCUCCAACCAAGUGUGAAGUCAUCUCCUCCACACCCUCUAAUCCCACCGGGAAAUGCUCUUUAUGCUUUGGACAAAACACAUUCCGAAUACUCCAUGCAGGCACUUAUGGCCUUCCUUAAUUGUCCACAUCCACUGGACACCCUCGGUGAUCUUACGGCAUAUGGCUCGGACGGUACUAUUUUAAGAGACCAUGACUCCAGCAACUACUUGAAAGCAGUUAAUGGGGUCCUAAGGCUACAAAAGAUGGCCAACCGGUGUUCGAGGAUGGAUACAAGCUUAUUAUGGCCACUGCUUAAUUCACCAUCUCCUCACUCAUGGAGUCAUGAUAGAAGUUUAGAGAACAUCCUUCUAUCAAAUAAAGAGAUAAUGAGCGGGGUGUGAAAACUCUCAAUCCUUCUCUCUAUGGUUUGACUUUUUCUUCUUCUUCUUCUUUUGUUUUCACCAUAAUGUUAUGGCAACACACAUAAAGGAAGGAGAAACAAAACAACCCUUGUACAUGCACUGAACUUGGUGACUUUUGCUGGGUCUAAUGUCAUAUAAUGGGCUAAUAGCCUAAUACCGUUUAGUAUUAAUAGAUUGUUAAUGUUUUAGC